Molecule: messenger RNA, 1515 nt
Organism: Pestalotiopsis fici W106-1
Lineage: Eukaryota; Fungi; Ascomycota; Sordariomycetes; Amphisphaeriales; Sporocadaceae
Exons: 3
Coding region: 1-1515 (504 amino acids)
Molecular function (GO): pectate lyase activity
Source: RefSeq, a predicted model, not a curated record
AUGGCCUUCAAGACGUUAAUCACAUUCGGAUUCCUGGCCGCGACCGCGCUGGGCGUGUAUCCCUUGGCGCGACAAGAUGAUGAGCCCUCACUUCCUGACCGUCAGCCAUUUGGAUUCGCAGAGCAAGUUACCGGUGGCGGGAAUGGCACAGUAUACAUUGUGGAAAGCAUGAUGGAUCUACGGACAGCUCUGACUGCCGCGGAGCCACGAACUGUCUAUGUCAAGGGAGAAAUCAAGGGCAAUCAAAUCAAUGAGUCCACGUACGGAGACUGUCAAUUGUACAUCGAUACGAGCAGCGUUCCACAGUACAACUUUACCCUGUACGUCAUGUCCUUGAACUCGACGUAUACAGAUUCCGUCAAGGCAGCUGUUGCUGCCAAUGAGACCUUUGAAGGACGAAAUGCUACCGAGUAUCUGGCGCUUCUCAACAAGCAGAAUGGAUGGCGCGGAACAGCGCAAAACGUUCAAAAGUCGUGGGAAUCCAUCGGCGUCGAGGGAAAUCUCACCUUGAUCGGCUGGGACUCGGAUGCAUUCCUCAAUGGUGUCUCCCUUGUCUUCAACGUCCAGUCCAACAUUAUCAUUCGCAACCUGCGCAUGGUCCCACCCCGAGACUGCUUUCCAGCUCCAGAGACAUAUCCAAACAGCUGGAAUGCGCGUUAUGAUGCCAUCAGCGUGGUGACCUCCAAUCUCAUGUGGAUCGAUGGCAACAUUUUCGAAGACGGUACAUCGGCUGUGGCUCCGGAAGAGUUCAUCUGGGGAUGGCAGGUUGACCGGUACGACGGUCUGGUUGAUGUCGAAGAUGGAACAGACAACAUGACCUUUUCUCACAAUAUUGUCGCCAACCACCAUAAAAGCCUCUUAUGGGGAGGAGGAGAAAAGGAAGGGCCCAGAGAUAUUGGCAAGAUGCAUUUUACAGUCUACGGCAAUCACUUUGUCAACUCUCUCAGCCGCAACCCUUUAAUGAGGUUUGGUACCUUUUACAUUACCAACAAUGUGUUUAGCAACUAUAACAACAAGGAACCGUUGUUUGACUCUACGUCGACCGCAUCAUUGCAUCGAAGGAAUGAUACUUAUACACCCGACUUUCAGUACAACAUGGGUAUCUAUAACAUGUCGUCCGUGCUUGUAUCGGGCAACUACUUUGAUCAGUCUGGUUCGGAUCCAGAUGAUCAGACUCGCAUCUUUACCUUUAACGACCUGGCCACGCCAGAACUUCCCGCUACCUUUUGCUCGCCGCCCGACUUGUCAGCCGACCAAGCCGCGCUCUAUCCGCAGCUGGGCAAUCUGACACAGCUUGCUUCGUCGUUCAAUGGCCAGCCUGUGAACCUGACAGACAAUGUCUUUCAGACAUUCGAGUAUUACAUCAACUCCAAGACGGACUCGGUCGCAGGCGGUCUCGUGGAAGGCUGUGCCAAUUUCGAGGCACAGGCUUUGCCUCAAACCUUCACAACUUCAGAUGAGGUAUUGGACUAUGUGACCAGUAAUGCCGGGCAGCUUGGUCGCACUACGCCUUGA